CCCGCGCAUGCGCCCCUGCUCCCUCUCUCCUCCUCUCUCCUCUUUCCUCUCGCCUCUCUAUGACUGACCGACAGUGACCUCCGUUUCUGCAGCAGCUGAUAACCUGCACCUCCACGAGACACACACCGCGCGAGGAGGGGACAUGGCAGGGAUAUUCGGGAAGAUAUUCGUGGGAAUUUACGUGGAGAUAAAACGGAGCGACGCCCUCCAGUCAGAGCCCCUGAACGCACCAUCCUUCACUGCAUCAUCCAGCAGUGGCCUGUGAAUCAUGGGGCUGGAGGAUGUUCUGCAUGCAUGGGGCCUCUCCCCUCAUACUGCAUCAGUCUGACACGAACACACACACACAUUUAUUAUACAGACAUCUGCCUUCUACAACAUCUCCUGUGUGCUAAUCAUGCUAUAAUCAGGAUGUGAACGCAGCUACUGAAAGUUUGGUGUGACAGUGAUAAGUCUUAUCAUCAUCCAUCAUGAGCCACACCCAUUAGCAUCCUGUAUCCUUACUUUACUCUAAAGCUGGAGAAAUCUUCCAUGUUUGGUGGAUUGAUGACCCUUCGCUGUGUCAAAUAAUCCGGAAAUGAUCCCCUCAGUUGGAGAUACAUUUGGGUGAAAGGCUCAUUAGAUGUGUUAACGCCUGUCUCUGUGAUUUACAGCAGCAUGUUACACUCCAUAACUCUCGAGCAAGCACUUGAGCAGGCCGAGCAUCUCUCUGGCAUCCUCUCUCUCUCUCUCUCUCCCCGCAGGACGGAUACACCAGGCCAUGGUCACAUCGCUACAUGAGGACAAUGACAGUGUGACAGUGGAGUGGAUCGAGAAUGGAGACACGAAAGGGAAAGAGAUCGACCUGGAGAGCGUCUUCGCUCUGAAUCCAGAUGUUGCUCCUGAUGAAGAGAUCCCACAAAGUCCUGAGGCCCCUCUUCCUCCCUCCAAUGUCACCAAAACCAGCAAACUGCCCAAGACCAAAAGGAUCACAUCAAUACCCAAAGCUGAGAACGCUCCCAGGGAAAACAGAGCUGCAGCAGUGGGAACCACCCGAGCUCGUCCCAGCCAGCACAGCCAAGUGCAGGACCCGCCCCCUCCUGCCAUCCCCCCUCAGUCUGCUGCUGCUGCCAUGAAAGAGUCCCUGCUCCAGCAGCAGAACGGUACCUCAGGCACCGUGAUGCCAUCUCAGAGGAAGGGCAUGCAACCAGAGUCUGAUACAACACGGAGGAAAUCAAACUGUGUGAAGGAAGUGGAGAAACUGCAGGAGAAACGAGAGAAGAGGCGACUUCAGCAACAAGAGCUCAGAGAGAAGAGGGCACAAGAAGUGGAUGUCAACUUACCAAACUAUGAAAUCAUGAUUAUGAUCAGAGACUUCAGAGCCAGUCUGGACUACAGGCCUUUAACCAGUAAUGAUCUGAUCGAGGAGCACAGGAUAUGUGUGUGUGUUCGAGCUCGGCCCCUUAAUAAAAAAGAACUGACAGCGAAGGAUCUGGAUGUGAUCACUAUCCCCAGUAAGGACGUGGUGAUGGUCCACGAGCCAAAGCAGAAAGUCGACCUGACGCGUUACCUGGAGAACCAAACGUUCCGGUUUGACUACGCCUUCGAUGAGAACUCCACCAAUGAAAUGGUUUACAGGUUCACCGCUCAGCCGCUGGUGGAGACGAUUUUCGAGCGAGGGAUGGCGACCUGCUUCGCUUACGGACAAACUGGAAGUGGAAAAACACAUACGAUGGGAGGAGACUUCUCUGGGAAGAACCAGGACUGCUCCAAAGGGAUCUAUGCACUGUCAGCCCGAGAUGUUUUCCUCAUGAUAAAGAAGCCAGCGUACAAGAAGCUGGAUCUCCAAAUCUUCGCCACGUUUUUUGAGAUUUACAGCGGGAAGGUGUUCGACCUUCUAAACCGUAAAGCUAAGUUACGGGUGCUGGAGGACGGGAAGCAGCAGGUGCAGGUGGUCGGGCUGCAUGAGAGGGAGGUGAAAUGCACGGAGGACGUCCUCAAACUCAUCGAAGUCGGAAACAGCUGCAGGACUUCUGGUCAGACCUCGGCAAACGCACACUCCUCUCGGAGCCACGCCGUCUUCCAGAUCAUCCUGCGCCGACGGGGGAAGAUGCACGGAAAGUUCUCCCUCAUCGACCUGGCAGGGAACGAGCGAGGAGCAGACACAUCGAGCGCCGACCGUCAGACUCGCCUGGAGGGAGCUGAGAUCAACAAGAGUCUGCUGGCACUUAAGGAGUGUAUCCGAGCCCUCGGCAGAAACAAACCUCACACCCCGUUCAGAGCCAGCAAGCUAACCCAAGUCCUGAGGGACUCGUUCAUCGGAGAGAACUCCAGAACAUGCAUGAUUGCUACCAUCUCUCCUGGAAUGGCUUCAUGUGAAAACACCUUGAACACCCUGAGAUAUGCCAACAGAGUGAAGGAGUUUGGGAUCAGUCCCUCAGACAUUCCCUUCACUCAGGGCGGAGGUGGAGGGGGUCGCUCCGAGCUCUCUCCUACUUAUGAGGUGAAGGAGCUGUCGGGGGAUCCUGCAGCCGCGAUGGACAUCCGUCAGGGAGGACACAUAAACCAGCUGGAGGUGCUGGAGGCUCAGUGGGGAGUCGGGAGCUCACCUCAAAGAGACGACCUGAAGCUGCUCUGUGAACAAAAUGAGGAGGAGGUUUCCCCGCAGCUCUUCACCUUCCAUGAAGCCGUCUCUCAGCUGGUGGAGAUGGAGGAGCAGGUUCUGGAGGACCACAGGGCCGUGUUUCAGGAGUCGAUCCGCUGGCUGGAAGACGAGAAAGUUCUCCUUGAAAUGACGGAGGAGGUGGACUACGACGUCGAGUCUUUUGCAACUCAACUCGAACAAAUCCUGGACCAGAAGAUCGACAUCCUCACGGAGCUCAGAGAUAAAGUCAAGUCUUUCCGCUCUGCGCUGCAGGAAGAGGAGCAAGCUAGCCAACAGAUAACCCCGAAAAGGCCUCGUGCCCUAUAGACACCCUGAUAUCUGAUAUUUCACUGUAAUUCUGACUCCAGAAAGGUCACCGAUGACGAAAGCGCUGAUUUAGCUCAGCUGUGAUUUUAUGACUUACUGUCUUCUCUGUUCGUUUUGGUCUCUCCUCCGCCUCCUCCUCUUUGCUGUACAGGCUGCCGUCGCUUCCCAAACCUGCAUCCGUCCAACCGUUACACCAAAGAGCAGACCGUCUUUGCUCUUCAUCCUCCUGUGAAGUCUAUUUACAAGGUUUUUGUAUGUGUGACGAGUCACAAGUGCUUCAUUUGAAACAAAAAAAAGUGAAUAUUUAUUUGUUUUAAAUACAUUUUUAUAGAGUUGAAUCAUAGCUUAUCUUCACUUUGGCCAAUUUUAUAAACAACUUUUGCCAUUUUGUGCAAUAUUUGAAGGAUCCUCUUCCUGUUACUCUCCUUGUUUCAGCUCAGGGGGGGACAGAACAUAUCAAGUUUGUGUGUAAAAGAAGCCACUGUGUGUUUUUGUUGAUACUGUAUGUAAUAUAAUGUAUGUUUGACUGAGAGGAGGGUUCAAACACUAAUCAUGCAUUACAUGAACUGACCUAAUGGGGGCACAAUAAUCAAAGGUAAAGCAACUCAUUUCAGGAUGUUCUACAAAACAGCUACAGAAACAGUCAUUAUUCAUUUGCCAAAAUAAAACAAAGAUACUUCUUGUUGC
Messenger RNA from Notolabrus celidotus (New Zealand spotty), 3634 nucleotides. RefSeq names its product kinesin-like protein KIF2A. The coding region runs from base 758 to 2947 and encodes 729 amino acids. The transcript has 22 exons. Lineage: Eukaryota; Metazoa; Chordata; Actinopteri; Labriformes; Labridae. Gene Ontology annotation, molecular function: microtubule binding; microtubule motor activity; ATP binding. The record is from RefSeq and is a predicted model, not a curated record. Gene Ontology annotation, biological process: microtubule-based movement.